This is a messenger RNA of Ruditapes philippinarum (Manila clam), 4734 nucleotides long. RefSeq lists its product as uncharacterized. The record is from RefSeq and is a predicted model, not a curated record. NCBI's taxonomy places the organism in Eukaryota, Metazoa, Mollusca, Bivalvia, Venerida, Veneridae. The transcript is spliced from 10 exons. Gene Ontology annotation, biological process: signal transduction. Bases 19 to 2349 code for a protein of 776 amino acids.
UUCAGAGAGGACAUUGCAAUGGGAUCUUCAGUGUCUUGUACUAGAAAUACAAAGGUUACCAAAACAGAAUUAGAAAAUAAAGAAAAAUCUAAAAGAAAAAUUGAAGAAUGUAUAGAAAAAGAUAAUUUCUCUUCUCACAGUCUAAAGAGUGAUCGUAUUGCAGUGCCUUCUUCCAAAGAUAUUGAAUCUCCGCCUCCUGGUGACCAUUUUGAAGCUCCGCCUAGAAAUGAUAUUGUAACUCCUCCUCCUACACCUUCUAUUAUAAAGUCAACAUUGAAUAAACAGAAAGAAAUCAGUGAUGACAAAGAUACUGGGACAGACAAAAGUACAAACGAGAAAGAGACUGGAAUUGAAGAUAAGGAAGAUGAAAAUAAAUUGAUGACGGUCGAAGAACUUGAAGAAUUUAGAACAAAGACACUUAAUUACCUUAGAGAUACUGCAGAAGAAGUAGUGGCACUUCAGACUUACCACCAAAAUGGUGGAGCAUUUGUUACUGAGAUCUAUAAUGCUGCUAUAGACUUUUACAAAAGUUACUAUGCAUUGGAAAAUGCAGAUCGAGUAAAAAUAGAGAAAUUUAGAAUAGACAUAGCAGAAUUAAUGAUGGAAACUAAAUAUUUCAAUUUGAGCUGUAAAAUUGUAAUGUAUACAUAUAUGAACGGAUGGCGCAGUGAAGACGGAGAGGAGGAAACCAGUAAGACUGUACCUGUAUUAUGCAGUCUUGCAAUCAUGCAUAACCUCAGUGAUGAUAGUGAUGAGUAUGCAAUUGGCCUUGCAAAUGAGCCUGGAUUUCUUGAUACACUCAUAAAAAUACUAAGAGAUUCAAUUCCAAAAUAUUUUGCAAAGGAAGAAAAACCAAAACUGGUUGGAAUUGAAGUCGAUUUUGUUGAAAAUUCUCUAGGUAUUAUUCACAAUAUGUCAAUGAGAGAAACCAAUAUUUCGAGACUACGAGGUGCUGGCAUGGUCUCUUGUUUAAAACCUUAUCUCAAGUCACCAAAUACAAUGCAUGCAUUGAGUGCAUUGGCCAGUUUGGCAGGUAUAAUCAAUGAAGAAGAAAGUGAUGUCAUUAACAGUAACAAGGAGAUUGUAAUGGUUUUGUUAGACUUUAUCAGGAAGGGGAUGAAAGAUAAGAUGCGAAGAUGUAACGGAUGGUCCUGCCGAGAAUGUGUUUUCACUGUCAAGUUACUGGCAAGAAAUGAUGCUAAUAUGAAGACUUUGGUAGAGCUUGGAGCUCUGGAAUUACUUGUGGAGAUGGCCAAAAUUGGCGAUGAUGGUGAACAGUAUGAGAGCGUUUCUGCACUAUGGGCGCUGUGUUUUGACGAAGAUAACAAGUCGCUCAUCACCGGAAAACCGGAACUUGGGAUCGUUGAUUUACUCGUAGAUUUAAAAACUUCGGAAAAUGAGAAAAUCAAGAACGUAUGCAAUGGUGCACUGUGGACACUUAGAGAUGCAUUGAAGAAAACAGUUGUUGAAAAAUACAAGAAAAUAGGGUUACAGCUUCAUAACACAGAUAAAGCAGUGAAAUUGUUCUCAAAUAAAAAGAAAACGACCACUUUGGAAGAUGAUAAGGCAUCAACUAGAGGUCAUGUGAUGAUUUCUUACCAAUGGGCAGAUCAGCAGGUACUUAAAAAUGUACGAGACAACAUCAGGACAAGGGGAUAUAAGGUUUGGAUGGAUAUUGACCAGAUGGGUGGAUCCACUCUUCAAGCUAUGGCAGAGGCUGUGGAAGGUGCUGAUGUAUUCCUCAUGUGUAUGUCCAAUAAGUACAAGCAUAGUCCUGCUUGCAGGGCAGAGGCAGAAUAUGCAUUUCAACUACGCAAAAGGGUUAUUCCAUUAAAGAUGGAGAGAGGAUACACUCCUGAUGGGUGGCUCGGCUUUAUAGUGGGCGCCAAGUUGUUCUACGAGUUCAGCCAAAAGUAUCCAUUUGAAGACAAGAUGAAGGCCUUGCUUAAGGAGAUAGAUAGUGUACUAGGAGGAUCCGAAGAUGUUCCUGAUUCAGGGAAUAUUAUCAAACCUCAGAUUGCUUCUGUAAUGGAGGCAGCAGGUGCCCAUUCUGUUGAUCAUGCAGAUACAGCUUCUUCGCCGAGUAAUGCCGUUGGAAGAAUAUCUGUUUCUAAGACAACCAUUGAUAACGUGAGAAAGUGGACGGCAGACGAUGUUAAAAAAUGGAUUGUCAAGAACCGGCUUGAGGAGUGCGGUAUCAGCAGUUUAACGGGCGGAGACAUCGCACUUCUCGCUAAUAUGCGAGUAGAAUGUCCCGAUUUUUUCUACAAGUGCCUCCAAGAUAUGCUUAGGGUUACGAAUUUGUCAACAUUGUCAACUAUAGUCUGGGCUUUACAUGAUUUAUCUUAAAUUAAACAUGUGCUUACAUAUCUUUUACACCACUUAUAUAUUAUUUAGUUCAGUAAGUUUAGUUAGUUGAAUAAUUUAUUGAUGUAAUCAUUUAAUUGAAUCACAUAUAAAUAUUACUGGCCGUUUUGAACGGAAAAUAUUAUUGGAGCGCCCCAAGCGUAAUGGGUCCAAUUUGGUCCGGAGUAUAUGUCCUACAAACAUAGAGGGAUUUUGAUGAAACUUCAAAGAAAUACGCACCAAUAUGAGAACCCGUGUUGCACUUAAAACAAGGUUUCUAGGUCAAAGGUUAAGGUCACACUUAAUGCUCUAGAAAAAUUCUACACGCAUAGAGAGAUUUCAAUAAAAUUUGGCACAAAUAUUGUGAUGGGAAGUGAUGCGCACUGUGCAGCCAAGUUAAAUGUCACACUAGUGAUUAGAAUAGAAGGUUCAUUUAGUCGUCACUUAUUGUAAGACUAUAUGGUCAUUAUCAUGACCAUGAUUGUGACACAUGCAAUUUAGAAAUACAGUAUUCAUUGCUAUGAAACAUUUCGCUCCAGGUCUCAAGGUAAAAGAUAAAGGUCAAACUUUAGAGGUUAUAGAAUAAUGCAGGUUCGGAGCGAAACUUCUUUUUUUCAUCGGUGGAUUGUAAUAUAGCUUAUCUCAAUUGUUCGACAUUUUAAAGCAGAGAGUCGCUUGCGUAAGACAGGUCCCUUUGGCUAAACUCAAAGUCACACAGAGGUCAAAGUUCAGCUAAAAUUAUGAUGGCGAUAGAAGCAUUUAGUAAUCAUUUAUUGGUGGUGCGUUGCCAGAAUUACAGCUAUGACACAUGUAUUGUAGGUUAAUAUAUUCAAGGCGUAUUUCACAUAAUAUGAUGAAAUAUGCAAGCUUUGUCUGGAGCAUAUCUCCUUCACGCAGGAUAAAAAUUUAAGACUACUUUAUAUUAUAUAGAAGUAGUCAUCGCCAUGAGACGUAUUGCUCACGCAUGGUCCAGGUAUUUAAGUCAAAGAUAUAGUUACACUUAGAGCUAUGUCCUAGGCAAAACUUCUUAAUUCAUGGAGGGAUUUUGAUUUAACUUGGCACAAAUGUUUACAAUUGUUAGGUGCACUUGUAAAAUUCAGAUCCUUGCGACAGAGUCUCACAAAGAUAUCAAAGUUCAGAUAAAAAUAUGAAAAUGUAUAAAUUUAGGAACCAAUACUUCAUCAUUCAUUGAUGGAUUCUUAGAUUAAUGGUAACUAUCAUGACUAUAUGUAUGACACAUGUAAUUUCGGUAAAUACAUGCAAGGUCAAUAUCACUAGAGAAUAUUAAAUAUCCAGGUAUUGUCCAGAGUAUAUCUCAGUGUUCAAGUAUUACAUAUAAUGAGGCUUUUGGUAAUGGUUGCAGUGAACAACCUGUUGUUAAGAAGUGUGUUAUUACAUGCUUUGUCACAUUGUCUUUAAUAACAUGCCCUACCACAGUGUAUGUCAUUACAUGUUCUUUUACUUUGUCUUUAAUUCUAUGUUUGUUUUAUCACAUUGUAUGUUAUUGCGUGCUCUAUCAGAUUUUCUUUAACUACAUGCUCUAUCAUUAUUUCUGAUAUUACAUUCUUCAUUACAAUGCCUUUAUUACAUGCUCUAUCACAUUACAUGUUAUCACUUCCUUAUCACAUUUUUGUUAGAAUAUAUCUUUUAUUAUUGCUUUAUCAAAGUAUUUGUUGUGUCGUGUCUGUAAUAACAUGUUUAUCACAUUGUUAUAACAUGUUAUAUCUAUAUAUAUUAUAAACUUCAAAUUAAGGGUGUAGUCACAUAUUAUACGCAUUUUAUGUGCUCAUCAUUAUUACGCUUUUAAGUUCAAUUCAAAUCAAAGUUUUACCACUUUCGUUCUUUCGUUAUUUGUCGGUAAAGGUGAAAUACUCAUACAGUUCGACAACAUUAAAAAAUAUAUAUAUAUAUAUAUAACAGCAAAUGCGAUUAUUAUACCACAACAAUAUUCAAAACGUGUAAUUUGUUAGUCGCUAUUAUUAUACAUGAUACGGUUUUUAUUCAGAAUCAGAAUUGUAUGGGUUUUUGAAGCAAAAUAGUUAUAUUAAUGAUUACAACAAUAUAUGAGUAGAUAAUAUAUGACACAUAAUUAGAAAGUCUCACUAAUCGAAAAUUUGAUAAAUUAUAUUAUAAAUACGCCUCAGUGCAUGGGAGAUAACACAAAUUAAUGUGUAUUUGCUUUUCAUGUAUAGUUAUGUCCCCUUUCUAUUGAAAUUUAUGAACACAUAUAUAUAUAAGAGACUAAAAUGAUUGUGUACAUAUACUAGAUACAUGCAGAGGUAUGUUCAGAUAAUAUGCAUGUAUAUUUUGUAAUAUUAUAUAUUGUUCAAAAUUUAUUUGUAAUAUAUGUACCACAUGGGUUUAUGACCUUCUGGUUUGAUUGAAUAA